This is a messenger RNA of Erpetoichthys calabaricus (reedfish), 2034 nucleotides long. RefSeq names its product tenomodulin (gene tnmd). Bases 80 to 1027 code for a protein of 315 amino acids. NCBI's taxonomy places the organism in Eukaryota, Metazoa, Chordata, Cladistia, Polypteriformes, Polypteridae. The transcript has 7 exons. The record is from RefSeq and is a predicted model, not a curated record. Gene Ontology annotation, biological process: negative regulation of angiogenesis; negative regulation of endothelial cell proliferation.
AGUUUAAUACUUUGUCAGUCCAACAAAAGCAGACCAGUGUGCUUAAUGUGCCUAUUAGAGAAGUCUCUCAGCAGAAAGAAUGGAAGGCAGCUAUAAAUCUACUAGCCAGCAGUCUCUCUGGAAAGAUGUUGAAACAACAAAGCAACAGCGUAUCAAACACAGGGAGUACCAGUUAGCGGCUCUGAUGGUGACUCUAGUGAGUCUCACCCUUGUUCUCAUUAUCUUUAGCAUCAAGCAUUUCUGGAUUCCAAGUGCAGCAAAGGUAUAUGAUCUUCAUUAUAAAGUCCUUAUUGAUGGUGAAGAAAGAAAUGGAAUAAUGGAGAUUGACUCCAGGCACAAGAUGGAGAUUUUCCAAACUGGGAAUGGCACUGAGGAAGUCAUUGAAAUUCAUGACUACAAAAACGGAAUAACUGGAAUACGCUUCUCCAAGAAUCAAAAAUGCUACAUUAGAACCCAAACUAAAGUUCUGCCUAAUGUCACUUCUCCAGAGAAUCCUGAAAAUGUCGAGCUGGAAGAGGAAACUUCCAAAAUGAACUUGGACAAUUCAGAAGUGUGGGUUCCGGCUGAAGAACCAAUUGAGAACCGGGCUUUUCUCUUGGACUCCAAAAUUUUUGAGGUCUGCAAGAACAUGCCUAUUCACUGGAUCCAUCCAUUGUAUCUCAAAGAUGCUGAUUUUCAUGACAUUGAAGACAUAAGCCUAUCCAAUGAGGACAAUACCGAUGAAGACUUAAGCCAGUUUCAGAAAGACACUGAAGCCAACCAGGAAGGAAAACGUCGAGUAAGAGAUGUCAUGGUUGAUGUCCCAGUAAAUGAUUAUAGAGAGAAUGGUGUCGAACUGGACCACAGGCUGGAUGAAAGAGGGAUCUGCUGCCAGUACUGCCGACAGGGGGUGCGCUUCUGCCAGCGAUACUUCGAGCCCCUCAGAGGCUACAUGCCUUAUCCGUACUACUACCAGGGGGGCAGAGUCAUCUGCAGGAUUAUUAUGCCAUGCAAUUGGUGGAUAGCCCGUAUGCUGGGAAGGGUCUGAGUGGCAGCCAUUGCUUGAUCUCUGCCUUUUAUUGUACUGUAGCUUUAAGAAUGAAGAGAGCCUGUGCUAUUGCUCCAGAGCACACCAAGGCUGCCGUCUUUUCAGUAAUUCCUCAGCGUGUUCUUAAUUUUUAGCUCCUGCUUUUUAAUGAGUAUUUUAAUUUCCCUUCCUUUCUGUGUUUUUCAAGGCAUUUUAAUGCAAUGUAUGUCAGUUUCGCCUGAAUGUCACAGAAUGGUAAAAAAACGUUUCUGCCAGUUUCUGUGGGUUUAUUUACAUAUGUUUUUCUUUGCUUCAGGCUCAACUAAGUUUUAAUUUGGGGAACCAGUAAAUCUGUGAUAGGCGUUUUUUUCUUUCUUUCUUUUUUUUUAUUCAGAUGAAUGAUAAAAUUCUGUCAGCAAAUCCACUUUAGUGGUUAGAUAUGCAACAGAAGCCUACUGGGAAACAUCUGCUACAUUUCCUCAGUUUCAGUUAACAUUGUCAGUACAAUAGUCAAGCACUUCACACCAUUACACAGAGUAUAAAGCACAUCCAACAAAACGCCUCACUGCAAAGCCAUUACAACCAAAGAAAAGCUAACAAUGGAGUAAGUGUUCACAGCAGUGGCAAGCAGUGGCCUUGCAGUUUUACAGAAAGAUGAGAAAGCACAACAGAGGUUAGAUAAAUGUGUAUGUAAAUUCAUAAUAUCAACAGGAGCUGGCACCCUGUCCAGACCUGCUUCAUGUCUUACGCCAAGGGGCUGGGGUAGUCUUUGGCCCCCCUCUGUCCUGAGAUGGCUCACUAAUGGAGGAAUGAAUAUCAGUUAGAUAACUCUUUAGAGUCCAAGGCACAUUUUGUGUGUCACCUACGAUUAAAUUUGCUUUAUUCAUUCUAUCAUGUAGAGGUGACGCAGCCGCUCUCCACACAGAUCCAGCAUCAAAUUCUGUGCUGUUGUCUGCUUGGAGUUUGCUUUGCAUUCUCUUUCCACCUCUGUGUGAGAUUGCAAUUGUGUACUCCGUUUUUUUAUCACA